This is a messenger RNA of Nilaparvata lugens (brown planthopper), 920 nucleotides long. RefSeq lists its product as uncharacterized. The record is from RefSeq and is a predicted model, not a curated record. Gene Ontology annotation, molecular function: protein binding. The transcript has 5 exons. Lineage: Eukaryota; Metazoa; Arthropoda; Insecta; Hemiptera; Delphacidae. Bases 303 to 866 code for a protein of 187 amino acids.
AAACCUUCGAUUUCCGCGCAUCCAAACGUCAAUUUGACCCAGAGGAUAAUAAUAUUCAAGAUCGUUGAUUUAAAUUCGUUUUAUCAAGUUUUAUUGGAGGUAUUCUUUGAUUUAUCUGUCCUCAUAUCUCAUUCACCAGUUCUCAUACAUUUGGUUGGUAGAAAACCGAUCAAACAUUAACGUCUCAGAAUAGUGAUUUUCUGUGCUUAUAAAUUUCUUAUAAUGGUUGGACCAAUCUUUGAGCUGCACCAUCCAAGUUGGAUUCUAUUAGAUCUGAAAUUAAAAUAAAAUGAUUAGACAUUAUGUCUUCUUCACCUUCAUCUCGCACCAUCAUCUGUCAGGAAGUGUUCGAUGAAAACAGUCAGCCUUCAGAAGAGGAGGUUAUCCAGUAUGCGAAACGGAUCGGAAUCAAUCCGGACACUGAGGGCUAUCUGCUAUCCAUCGCUCGGCAGGGGCUCAUGCAAGCAUUGCCUCCUGGCUGGAAGCCUGUAUAUGACGAUAAAUUGAAACGGUACUACUAUUUUAAUUUCGAGAACGGCUCUUCGCGAUGGGAUCAUCCCCUUGAUGAUUACUACAAGGCAAUUGUCAAGAAAAAAAGACUAGACGGGUAUUGCUCCACAGGAGAAGAGGAUUCAAAGACAUCGAUUAGAGAGGAUUUGAAAAGCUACGAAGAAGCAGCUGAUUCUGUGACGUCAGACACCAUGCACACCAGUCGCAGCAAAGAAAGCCUCAAAAUUAAUAAAAGACCCACCAAAAGAUUCACUUCGCCAUCUGGAGAAACUGCGUCAUCCUGUUCAGUACCACCGCUCACCGGUCGACCUCCUCUGCCACCGAGACGCGGCCGUGCCGGUGCACCCGGGUGCUAGUACGCCGGUGACAAGUGCGCCGGGACACCGAGCGUCCACCGGUCGUAGUCCCGU